Diaporthe citri is the source of this 270-nucleotide messenger RNA. RefSeq lists its product as uncharacterized. Gene Ontology annotation, cellular component: U6 snRNP; Lsm1-7-Pat1 complex; U4/U6 x U5 tri-snRNP complex. NCBI's taxonomy places the organism in Eukaryota, Fungi, Ascomycota, Sordariomycetes, Diaporthales, Diaporthaceae. The transcript has 6 exons. Bases 1 to 270 code for a protein of 89 amino acids. Gene Ontology annotation, molecular function: RNA binding. The record is from RefSeq and is a predicted model, not a curated record. Gene Ontology annotation, biological process: mRNA splicing, via spliceosome.
AUGGCAUCUCAAGUUCAACCCCUAGAGCUCGUCGACAAGUGUGUCGGGUCCAGGAUAUGGGUCAUCAUGAAGGGUGACCGGGAGUUCAGCGGCACGCUGCUGGGAUUCGACGACUACGUCAACAUCGUCCUGGAGGACGUGACAGAAUUCGGCUACGAUGGCAAUUCGACGAAGCUGUCCAAAAUUCUACUAAACGGCAACAACAUUUGCAUGGAGGCGAGGGACCAGCAGCAGCGCAGUCAUAGUAUGAGGAGAGAUGACGUACAGUGA